Dufourea novaeangliae is the source of this 487-nucleotide messenger RNA. RefSeq names its product 60S ribosomal protein L34-like. The transcript is spliced from 4 exons. Gene Ontology annotation, biological process: translation. NCBI's taxonomy places the organism in Eukaryota, Metazoa, Arthropoda, Insecta, Hymenoptera, Halictidae. Bases 88 to 438 code for a protein of 116 amino acids. Gene Ontology annotation, molecular function: structural constituent of ribosome. Gene Ontology annotation, cellular component: ribosome. The record is from RefSeq and is a predicted model, not a curated record.
CAGUGGCCGUCAUUCUACGCUUGCGUAGAAUAAAGUUUUUUCUCCCGAUUCUCUUCCUUUUCCGUUUGGCUCUGAAAAAGAACCAAAAUGGUGCAGCGGUUAACCUAUCGCCGACGCUUGUCAUACAAUACAAAAAGCAACAGGAGACGCGUUGUACGCACUCCUGGUGGCAAGCUAGUGUAUCAGUACCUUAAGAAACCGAAGAAGAUCCCCAGAUGUGGUCUAUGCAAGGACAAGCUCAGAGGCAUCCAACCAGCCAGGCCAAUGGAGAGGUCAAGAAUGUGCAGGCGUAAGAAGACAGUCAAACGUGUGUACGGCGGUGUUCUCUGUCACAAAUGUGUGAAAGAAAGGAUUGUCCGUGCUUUCCUGAUAGAGGAACAGAAGAUUGUUGUUAAGUAUAUGAAAGCACGUAACGCAAAAACGAAGGCGGAGAAAUAAUCUUUUCCUUUUUAUUAAAUAAAUAAAAACGUAUAAAAACAAUACAAAA